This is a messenger RNA of Austrofundulus limnaeus, 5021 nucleotides long. RefSeq names its product cryptochrome-1. The coding region runs from base 156 to 2120 and encodes 654 amino acids. The transcript has 15 exons. Gene Ontology annotation, biological process: entrainment of circadian clock by photoperiod; circadian regulation of gene expression; negative regulation of DNA-templated transcription. Gene Ontology annotation, cellular component: nucleus; cytoplasm. Gene Ontology annotation, molecular function: FAD binding; DNA binding. Lineage: Eukaryota; Metazoa; Chordata; Actinopteri; Cyprinodontiformes; Rivulidae. The record is from RefSeq and is a predicted model, not a curated record.
CGUUAUGAAACACUGUUAACCGGUAGUGGGUCGCCGGAGGUGACUCUCGAACCUGACCCACAGACACUCUCCGCUCUUCGGAACCGACGGAAGAAAUGCUUCUUUCUCUGGGCCUGACAUAAACAUCUUUGUGGGGGAGCCAGUACGAGACUGAAAUGGCCCCAAACUCCAUCCACUGGUUCAGAAAGGGACUGCGUCUCCAUGACAACCCAGCACUACGGGAGGCGGUGCGGGGGGCGGCCACUGUGCGCUGCGUGUACUUCCUGGAUCCGUGGUUUGCAGGUUCCUCUAACGUCGGGGUGAACAGGUGGAGGUUUCUCCUUCAGUGUUUGGAGGACCUUGAUGCAAGUCUCCGUAAACUCAACUCACGUCUUUUUGUCAUCAGAGGCCAACCAGCCAACGUGUUUCCUCGUCUUUUUAAGGAGUGGAAAAUCUCUCGGCUGACCUUUGAGUACGACUCGGAGCCAUUUGGAAAGGAGAGGGACGCUGCCAUAAAGAAGCUGGCAAUGGAGGCGGGAGUGGAGGUCAUUGUGAAGAUCUCACACACGCUCUACGACCUGGACAAGAUCAUAGAGCUGAACGGAGGACAGCCUCCUCUCACCUACAAGCGUUUCCAGACCCUCAUCAGUCGCCUGGACCCCCCAGAGAUGCCUGUGGAGACCCUGUCGGACACUCUGAUGGGAUCCUGCAUCACCCCCAUUUCUGAGGACCAUGGGGAGAAGUAUGGUGUCCCAUCUCUGGAGGAGCUGGGCUUCGACACAGAGGGUCUUCCAUCAGCUGUGUGGCCUGGAGGAGAGACAGAGGCUCUGACCAGGAUAGAGCGUCACUUGGAGAGGAAGGCUUGGGUGGCUAACUUCGAGCGUCCCAGGAUGAAUGCUAAUUCUCUGCUGGCCAGCCCAACAGGCCUCAGCCCCUACCUGCGCUUCGGCUGCCUCUCCUGUCGCCUUUUUUACUUUAAGCUCACAGACCUGUACCGUAAGGUAAAAAAGAACAGCUCUCCUCCGCUCUCCCUAUACGGGCAGCUGCUGUGGCGCGAGUUCUUCUACACAGCAGCCACCAACAACCCACGCUUCGACAAGAUGGAGGGGAACCCCAUCUGCGUGCGCAUCCCCUGGGACAAAAACCCCGAGGCACUUGCUAAGUGGGCCGAGGCCAAAWCGGGCUUUCCCUGGAUAGAUGCCAUCAUGACACAGCUGAGACAGGAGGGCUGGAUCCACCAUCUUGCGAGGCAUGCAGUGGCUUGUUUCCUCACCAGGGGGGACCUGUGGAUCAGCUGGGAGGAAGGGAUGAAGGUCUUUGAAGAGUUGCUUCUGGAUGCAGACUGGAGUGUGAAUGCAGGCAGCUGGAUGUGGCUCUCCUGCAGUUCAUUCUUUCAACAGUUUUUCCAUUGCUACUGYCCCGUGGGCUUCGGCCGGCGCACCGACCCCAACGGGGACUUCAUCAGACGAUACUUACCUGUCCUCCGAGGUUUUCCUGCUAAGUUCAUCUACGACCCAUGGAAUGCCCCGGAGUCCGUGCAGGCGGCGGCCAAGUGCAUAAUUGGCAUCCAUUACCCAAAGCCCAUGGUUCACCACGCAGAGGCCAGCCGGCUCAACAUUGAGAGGAUGAAGCAGAUCUAUCAGCAGCUGAGCCGAUACAGAGGACUGGGCCUGUUGGCAUCGGUCCCGUCGACCAAUGGGAACGGAAAUGGAGGAAUGAUGGCUUACUCUCCUGGAGAGCAGCAACCAGGGACCAACAACAACAACAACUCACACUUAGCUGGAGUGUCGGGGAGCUCAGUUACAGCAGGGAACGGCWGUGGAAGCAUCUUAUUUAACUUCGACAGUGAAGAACAGACCGGACCCCGCAGUGUUGGACAACAGCAGCAACGACUUAACACACUGCCAUCAACUCAGCAGCAGCAUGGAUACCACUCAGUGCCAGAUGCCAGUCAGAACAUCCCCAGCAGCCGACUUCAUCAUGAGUUUGCUGUUCCUCAGCAUCCAGGACUCCUCCUGCACACGAGGGGCAGCAUCACAGGGAAGCGGGAGCGGGAGUCAGAGCGAGAAGGGUCGGGGGAAGAAGAGCCAGCGACCUGCUCUGUACACAAAAUGCAGAGACAGAGUUCAGAGACUUCCUAGAGCAGGUGGGGCUGAGACCGUCUGAGACCACCUUACCGUCUCCACCUGGUCCACAGACCGAGGGAAGCCCAACAUCUCCACCUCUGUUUCAAACACCUGCAGCUCCAGACAUCACCACCAACCCUGAACUUUCUGUCAGAGGUCAGUCUGAGGUCAGACACCACCUGACCUGCAGCUGUGUGCAAACAGAUGUGACAGCAUCAGAAGAAUGUGCAAAGAAACAAAAUGCCUCAAACCAACAGUUUCCUGAAAAUAUUUGUAAAAAGAAGUUAAAAUAAUAAAAAAAGAAAUCAUCAAUAUUGUCUUAAAACUGCUGCCACCAGCACCACCAGUAUAAACUCUACAACUGAGCAGCUAUACAUGUAAUUACUGAAAAAAUCUUGUUUUUAUUUUCCUGUUUCCCUUCUCAUCUGCUCUGCACCGUCACCGACAGAAAAGAUUUUCUGUAGGAAGUCUUUUCUGUCAGAGUGCUGCGACUCAUAACGUCAGGCAGGAAAACCAACACUAAAUCUGACCCAUCAGCCUCGGCUUGGCCCGCAAACAUUUACUCCCAAACCUUAGUUGUUGUUUUUAAAAAUGAAGUAGUUGUGUUUUUAUUUUGUUUUCAUGUGUUUUAUUAAAAACCAGAUCUUUGUAAAGUUUGAUUUUCACUUCUAAAGUUAUUUCUACACAAAUGAAGGAGAAGUUUUCAUUUAAAGUCUUCUGAUGAAGUCAGAGAUACUAAAAGAGCAUUUUUAACAACCGGACAGGUUCACAUCUGGCUUUUUACUGAACUUGUUCGAGUGUAGAAACUUUCAGUUUGGUUCACUUCGACAUGUGGUGGAUGACCCAUCAGAUGGUCCAACUGAAGGUCAGAGGGUUUUCCUGACAUGUUCCAGUUUUCCUGCUAGUUUCUCUCAUUGUUUUAUGAUGCUUUGAUCUUUAGUGAAGUGUAAAAUCCAAGGAACACCACAAACAAUAACCAUCCUUGUUUGGAUCAAACCUGGAAUGAUUUGGUGAAACAAACUCAGCUUUGUGGUUCUGUGAUGGUGACUUCUCUAAGGCUCUUUCAGCAUCAGAAAUAUUAAUAUUCUUACAGAAAGAUUAAGUAAAACCAUUCAGCUGAAAACCUCGUGAUUUUCCUUAGAAAUGACUCAGUUCCAGGUUAUCACUCAUUAACAUCCAGUUUACAUGUUGGGCUGAAAAUUAAAUGUCCACUCCUCAAUAGCCUUUCCACUGUGGAGGCAGAUGGUCUAGCUCCAGGUCCAGAUCCUGGUCCUGGUUCUGUUGGAGCUCCAGUUUUCUAUCAGGAUCUUUUAAAAAGUAGGAAACAGAAAAUGUUUUGUGUCUGAGAGGUUAGGAGAACCUGGGACGACAACRCAGAAGGCCAAAAACGAUUCAGACAUCCUGAGAUGUUUGUUGACUUUAAACUGACUUAAACUUGAUGUUCUUUGUAAAAAAAAAUAAAAAGUGUUGCGGUUUCAUCUCAUGUUAAAAGUGUAAAAUAGCUGUUGUAGACUAGUUUUCUUUCUUAUUUUGUGCAACAUGAGAGUCAGAGUCCAGUUUAGUUCUGGGUGCAGCUUGUCUCUUUUUCCAGAAGAAUCUUGUUUUGUUGUUUUGGCUCGGGUCCAUCGCUGGGUUUUUAGUUUGCCCAGUUUUUCUUUUCUUUUUUUGGAUUCUGGUGUAAAUGCUGAUUCUCACAGUUCUGGUUCAUCCUUUGUUUUCUUUGUCAUUAAUUCAUGUAAAGCUGAAAUUAUUUAGGUUCAACUUAAAUUAUUUGUAAGCAGACAAUCGGUCAUGUGUACAUUUGUCCUUUUUAUGUUUUCAAACUGUUGAGCUGACAUCUUCUUAAUGUUUAGGACAGAGAGUCACCUUUCAAUUUUUCURUUUCAAAUCUUUACAGCCAAGAAAUCAGAUCACUUCAUUGUCCCGCCUGUUCAGACUCCUAGGGUUCAGGCACUCGGAGUUUCCUCUCAAAGAGGUCACAUUUUUCUAAGGUUUUUUAUACAAACCAAAAAUCUUUUAUAGAAAAACAAUUCAACCAAGUUGAAUAGACAUAAUAAACAUUUGAACAAGCCUCAUUCUGUCAGCAAAACAAAACCAACACAUGUCAAAGAGAGUAAACGCWCACCAGGGUCGUAAUGUGACAAAAACUAGAAUGCUCUAAACAAAAUUAKGUUUCUGAUCAAAAAUAUGAAAAUGAAGGAAAAUAUUUCAAAGUUGAAGUUUUACUCUUGUAGCAGGAUUUCUGAAGUUCUGAUGAGUCCAACUGAACCACAGAACCCAAAACKCCAAACUACAGCAGAUCUUAGUCAUGUUAAAAGCCCUCCACUCUGAACUCCCAUUAUUUUCUACAGCCUAACCYUGACUUAUCUUAAACCUAAUCUCAGUACAUAUGUGACUCGAAACACAACCACCCCAGUAAAUACUUGACCCUAAACCCAACCUCCCCAGUACAUACCUGACCCUAAACCCAACCACCCCAGCACAUACCUGACCCUAAACCCAACCACCACAGUACAUACCUGGCCCUAAACCCAACCACCACACUACAUACCUGGCCCUAAACCCAACCACCACACUACAUACCUGGCCCUAAACCCAACCCCCCAGUACAUACCUGACCCUAAACCCAACCACCACAGUACAUAGCUGACCCUAAAUCCAACCACCCCAGUACAUACCUGACCCUAAACCCAACCACCCCAAUACAUAUUGCUCCUUUUCCACUAGUGCCACUUAGUGUAGUGUCGGAACGGUCAAUGUCGGAACGGGUCAGUUAGGGUGCUUUUCCAUUGACAUUCCAGUCCAGUUCCAGUGGGUGUUUUAGGUGGUUGGUGGAGGUAGUUUUGGGGUUUUCUGAAAAAAGUUAAUGCGCAAAAUGAGAGAUGGAAACACAUUUGACGAAUAACUUUUGAAAUU